Messenger RNA from Drosophila sulfurigaster albostrigata, 1106 nucleotides. It is a transcript of the gene Ankrd49, whose product is annotated as ankyrin repeat domain-containing protein 49. Bases 83 to 730 code for a protein of 215 amino acids. NCBI's taxonomy places the organism in Eukaryota, Metazoa, Arthropoda, Insecta, Diptera, Drosophilidae. The transcript is spliced from 2 exons. The record is from RefSeq and is a predicted model, not a curated record. Gene Ontology annotation, molecular function: protein binding.
GAAAUUUACGGUCACUCAACCAAAGAAGAUUUGUUUGUUUCAUAUCGAAAAGCCGCAUUAAAAAGCAAGUUUAUUUUCAAUUAUGGGUGAUUACGAUUCAGAUGAUGAAAAAUCGCAAAUUGAAAAGCUGCGCAAUGUCAAGGUACCGAAAGGAAUGUUUGUUAGCGGUUGGGAUGAUGACUCCGACGAGCUGAUCCAGGAAGACAAAAAUCCUCAAGCAAGCAUUGAUCGCAUGAUACUUUGGGCUGUCAAUGAAAAUCGCAUAAGUGAGGUGCGCGAAAUCCUGGAACUAGAUGGUGACACCGUUAAUGCCCGGGACGAUGACGGCUACACGCCGUUGCAUCGGGCUUGCUACAACAACUUUGUUGAUAUUGCCAAAUUGCUGUUGCAAUAUCAGGCAAAUCCUAACGCCCGCACAGAGCUGGGCUGGACGCCAUUGCAUUCGGCAUGCAAAUGGAACAAUGCUGAUUGUGCACAACUGCUGUUACAAUUUGGUGCCGAUGUUAACGCAGAGUCGGAUGGUCAGCAGACGCCUUUACACAUCACUUCAACUGUGUCCAACUGCCGCAAUACAGCAACCGUGCUAUUGCUUGAUCGCAAUAUCGAGGCUCGCAAGGAAAACAACAGCGAGGAGACGGCCGCUGUCAUAGCACGCAGGAAUGGCAUGAGCUAUGUCAUCUUUGAGAGUAGUCAUGAGGCCUACGACUGCAACACGGGACUACUCGACUAGAUAAUAGUUUUAUAAAUAAUAUAUAUAGUUCUACGAUUAAAAAUUAAACGUCUUAAAGAAAUUACAAUCACUGUGAGCUACAAACUGUAUAUAAAACAUUCAGAAAUAACGGAUAAUACAAAGACUUGCAGUACUCUUUAUAAAUAAACGCAAAUAAUACUAUCAUGAAGUCGUACCUAGAGUUAGCUUUAUUAUUAUAGUUCACUUUUUAAGUCUUUAUACUCGCAGGCAACGGAGUACGCACAAAGUGCUCAUAAAAUGACUUCGUAUAGUUGGCCAUUUCAUCCUGCAUGGCUGCGGGCACAAAAUAUGGAUUGCCUUGACCUCCCUCAAUGGUACCUUUGGAUGUAUAUCGCAUGUAACUGGAAACUGUCGU